Messenger RNA from Moneuplotes crassus, 1607 nucleotides. Lineage: Eukaryota; Ciliophora; Spirotrichea; Euplotida; Euplotidae. The record is from the annotation of a GenBank genome assembly.
AUGGCUUUGGAGAUGUUGACCAAUUUUGUUUGGCUCGUAGUGAAAUAUUUAAUCCUGUUUCUUUUAGCAAUGGCUAUCUACUUUGGAUACAAAUUGUUUUAUGUCCCUUUGACAUUCAGGAGAAAAUUUGAAAAAUAUAAGAAUGUGUAUGUAACUGAGAAAUUCAAUCCCAUUGUAGGAGAUCUUAAGCCUUCUUUGGAUGAUAUAAAUAAUGGAAGAGCUUAUUACGACAAUUUGAAAAAGUUGCAAUCAAAGAUGGGAGGAGCAGACAUGAAGGUUUAUAUCCAAGGCUUUCAGCCUAUUAUCACCUUCGUUUCGAACAAAGCAGUCAAAGAAGUAGUCGGCCUGAUCCCAUCAGUUAUUGAUAGAGCGGAUAUUCGGAAUAACUACAGCUUGAAAUUCGGAUGCAUAAAAUUUGCAGAUGGAUCUUUUAUCAACUGUGCAUCCACUCCAGAUAUUGUAGAACGCAGGAAGAGUCUAUUCAAACUGCUUGGUGUUAGUACUUCUUCCCAACACAUCCCGGUCAUUUUAAAGAUGGCAGCUCAGACUUUAUCUAAAAUACAGGAAGAAAAGGAGGUAAAGAUUUUGGAACAUACUGAUUAUAUCAAUUUGGUUCAAAUCCAAGCCCGAAGGGAUAUAUACAUGACCAAUAAAGUAUUCAUGGCGAUUCUGUUCGGAAAAGACUUAGACAACUUCCUCACUGAAAAACACGACUAUGAAGCACCAGAUGGUACGAUUGAAAAGUAUAGUCUUGUGGAGUACUUUGGUCAGGUAAUGAAAUCAUACCAUGUUGAAGGUGCGCAUCCAGCUACAUUUUUCUUACCCUUCCUGAAUAAGUGGAAUAUUAUUAAUCCUUGGAAGAGAAACAGCAACAACAUGAGGAGUUUAAAGAGCAUAUAACUAGAGAAGUCUUACGUCGUUCUCAAGACAAGGACUCAGUUUGGCACCAGAUAUCUCAAUUGGAGAAGUUUAGCGAAGAAGAUAUCUUUAAUGACUUGCUACUGAUCAUCUUGGGUGGAGGAGACACAGUUUCUCAUAACUUUGUAUCAGUGCUAUACUUCUUGAAGAAGUAUCCUUCAACAUUCUCUAAACUAAGACAGGAGCUUGAACAGCAUGGGUUCACUAAGGGCUGCAAUCUGGAAAAGACACUCACGAUGGAGAAUAUCCAAAAAUUAGAGUACCUCUCAAAUGCUAUAAAAGAGGUUUUAAGAAUUGAUGCUCCCAUACUACACAUUAUGAAGCUCGGAAAGAUGUUGAGAUAUGUGACGUUCCUAUUCCUAAAGGGACUUUGUUCCAUUUGGAUGUUGUUGGAACGCAUUAUGAUGAGACCCAAUGGCUUGAUCCUCAUGUUUUUGAGCCAGACAAACAUGAUCCUAGUUCAGAUUUUGCGAAGAAGUCUAAAGAGUUAGGCAUCUCUCCCAAUAUUUAUUCCAAAAGAUCUUUUGGACAUGGUUCAAGAGCUUGCCCAGGACAAGCCUUUGCAACACUUGAGAUGAAAGUUCUGGCAGCUUACUUCAUCCCCCACCUAGACUAUUCAGUACCAGAAGAAUGGUUCCAUAAAGAAGGGAUUGGGUUUGCACUUGGAACAAAUUUUGAAUUAAAGUUCA